Molecule: messenger RNA, 699 nt
Organism: Kwoniella mangroviensis CBS 8507
Lineage: Eukaryota; Fungi; Basidiomycota; Tremellomycetes; Tremellales; Cryptococcaceae
Exons: 2
Coding region: 1-699 (232 amino acids)
Source: RefSeq, a predicted model, not a curated record
AUGAAAGGCUGUUGCGUUAUUAAAGUAAAAGACUUUCUGAGUCAAAGCAAAGGCAGCAAAGCCGGAACCGGAACUUCCGAUCUAGAAGAUGGUGCAGGUGUCAACGAUCCCAAUCGUGGCCACGAAGCGGGUUCCGAAUGCUGCGCUCUGAGCAACAACCACACUGACAUAAAUGAUGAAGCAGAAUACCAAGAAUCUUCCAGCUCUGAAAUGCCUUGGAAGCAAGUACAAUCGAUAUUCAGUGAAUACCUCCAAGCUCGAGACGAGUUUUCAUCAGAAAAUGGAAGCGGCACCCCAGAUGGGAAUGACGAAAACGCAUGUGAUCAUGAUCCUCGUCUUCUACCAUACAGAACUAAGGCUGAAAGUGCAUGGUCAUCAAUAAACUUCCAUUGUAAGAGACCAGCGAUAGACAUAGACCUGGUGAGGGGUGCAAUGACCUUUUCGCAUAAGCCCACUCUGUACGAUUUCACUUGUCGAUCUUGGGAGUAUGAAAGGUUCAAAGAGAGAGAGGAAGUGGAGGUACAAACGAGUGAACGAUAUUGGAGACUUUCCGGUACCCCUAAGAUUAUGAUGACUUAUCCAGGUCAUAUAGACGGUGAACUGAAGAGUAAGCUGAACAGUAAACGAAUGGAGUUGCAAGCUACUUACCAUAGUCAGGAUAUGCUAAUCAGGAAGUUUAGAGAGGAGAAUGGACGGUGA